UUCAAGCCCAACUAUUGAUAAAAUUGGCUUGUUAACAAUUGUGCUUUCUCAAGCCCAAGCCUACUAAAUACUGAAAAGUUUUAAAGUAACGUUAAAGGGACCAACAAGGAGAGAGCUUCUACUUUUAGACUCACAAGUUAAACCCUAAACCCUCAUUACAUCAGUGAAGAACGUGAAGAUGUUUACAGGCGGAAAGAGCUUCGUCUCUUCACCGCCGGCGUUCUCUAACGACGCCAAGCGGCUCCUCUUGUGCACCGGAAACAAAGUCUCCAUUUUCAGCACAUCCACUGGCCUGCAGACGAGUGAAUUAGAUGGCCACGAGGCGCAGGUGACAUCGGUGAUAGUAGUCCCGGCUACUACUCCGGCGAGUAAACUUUUGUGCUACUGCUGGACGUCUUCCCUCGAUGGGAAGAUCAAGUACUGGGAUUUUGCUGCCCCUGAAUUGAUGAGGACUAUCGAUAUUCGAUUACCCAUUCACUCUAUGGUCGCUGAAAGAGAUAAGAAGGUUCCUGAUCUUUACGCCUAUAUUUACGCUGAAGAUGUGAAACAGAAGGAAGAGCAAUCCAAAUCUUUAUGUGGACAAAUUCGGAAAUGUAAUCUAACAAAGUCUCGCUUAAUUGGUGGAGUUACCUUGGCCGAGACUAGGAAUCCUGGCUCAUUGACCAUUAGCCCCACUGGAAAAUACAUCGGCAUACAUGAAAAACGCAAGCUUCGAAUAUGGGAGAUCCCAGCCAAAGAUUCUGACAGUGUUGGUUACAAGAAAAUAAGGUUACAUCAUACAAAAGUAAUUACGGCUCUAGCUUUCCAUCCUACUGAGAGGGUGGUAGCAGCAGGUGACGUAACAGGGAGGAUCUUAAUAUGGAGAGGUGUCGGGCGUGGAACUUUUGGUAGUGAUGAUAAAUCAGUCAAUGGAAAAUCAAACAAAAAUGCUGAAGACAGGCCUGGAGUGAGGGAUGACGAUGAUGCGGAUUCUUGUACCACAUGGCAUUGGCAUUCUGCACAAGUGAAUGUCCUCUUCUUCUCUUCAGAUGGUGCAUAUUUGUACUCAGGUAUUGCGAAUUCAACAAAACAAAAGAAGGAUGAUGAAGAAGAAGAAACCUUACCCUGUUUAGCAUGUACUUAUAAGACUUUUAAUCCUUCAGGUGGGAAAGAGGGAGUACUAGUUGUUUGGCAGUUAGAUACUGGAAAAAAGAAGUUUCUUCCGCGCAUUGGAUCUCCUCUUGUAUAUUUCGUCAAUUCUCCAGAUCCCUCAAUGUCCACAAUAUCCUGUGCAGAUAACCAAAUUCUGUUUCUUAGAAUGCCAACAAUGGAGAUAUUGAGGUCCAUUUCAGGGAUUAAGCUUCGAAGUUCACAAAUGGAGAUGUAUGAAGGUUUUGGCUCGAAUAUCGUCUUCAAUAACACUUCUGGGUUGAUUGCAGUACCCACAGAGAACUACCGUGUUCAGUUUUAUGAUUUGUUUAGUGACCGUGCGAUCUCAGAGGUUCAAAUCUAUGAGAGAAAUUAUCAGCCAGGUGAUGAAAUCACGAAAUGUUUACUGAGAGUUGAAAAUCAUUUAUGUGAAAACCUCAACUCAUUUCUGGUUCCAGACUUCCAGGAAAUGAGAAAGGUAAAAGUGAACUUGGUAGCUCUUUCACCUGAUGGUUCUACCAUGAGCACCGUUGAAACUAGAUUCCCUGAAGAUGGAAUUGGCAGCCUUGUGAGUCUAAAAUUUUGGGCAUGUGGCUCCCGGAACAAGCAAGUCAGAUUGUCAACUGUGAUAUAUGAACCCCACAGAAUAGAUGCAUUGGUGCUUUUGGCAUUUCCUACAAGAUAUGUCACUUGUAUUGAUGAUUAUUACAGUAAAGACAAGAGGUUGGCAUACUUAAAAUUCCUAAUGAGUUUCAUGCUGUUUGCUAUUAACAUAACAGGGAUGCUGGAAUCUCCUCCAUUGCCUUCCGUCCAACUAGUCACAUGGCUGUUAGUACCUCUUAUGGCGGCGAUUUCAAGGAAGAAACCCAUGACUAGUGCUGCAUUUUCUCGUGAUGGUUCUGUUUUGGCUGUUGCUGGACAAGAGGUUAUCACAUUGUGGGACCCUGACAGGAAUGCUCUUCUGGCUGUAAUUGGAGAUAGUCCAGAGGUGACUUUUCACGAUCUAUUACUUCUUGUUAUUAGCCCCCAUUUUCAGCCAAUAGGUUCAAACCCGAGGUUGAAUAUGUGGAGUAUGUCGAAGUUGCGUACAACUUGGUCCUACAGGCUUGAUACUGAAGCUAUUGCUUGUUCAAUGGAUAAUUCCACCUUUGCUGUUCUUGUUCUCUUGAGUUCAUCAAAGCAUACGGCAUCUGCUGAAGUAAAAUCAACGGGGGAAGAUGGCAUGAUCUUGCUGUUCAAUGCAGAAAACCCAGUGCCCUUGUCGACGUGGUUUGUGAGCAAGGCCCAGUGUGGAAGACUUGGUUUUGUCCAGUUGAGUAGCCAAUUGGAUGAUAAGGUUCCUAAAACAGAAGCAGCAAACGAAGUACUUGCUUAUGUUAAUGGUGCUAAUGAGUAUGUUCUCUUAAACCCAAAUGGUGACCUGGCGAGUGAGCUCAGCAUUUCUUGUCAGCAGAACUUCAGUAGCCUUGAGGAAACGGGUAAGUGUUUCUCUUUGUUCAGCAAUGCUAUUAUAAGCAGCAGCCUUCAAGAUCCUUUUACAAGAAAAUUUGGAUAUGCAUCAAUAUAUGGUGAACUACCGGAAUUCAGCUUGAAAACAAACGAGUCUCCAUUCCUAUCUGUGCCAUCUGAUGGAACCUGGAAGACAAUAUUCAGCGGACCAUCUCACAAGGAGGUCCGCUGUUGCCUGAUGGCGCGUUCAAAGUUUGAACUCGAGAGGCCUCCUUUUGGCUGUCGCUUCACGCCUAUCAUAACCCGAAAUAUUGUAGGGCACAUUCCCUUCUCUGCCGCUCCCUCCGUGCUCGCUGAUUUUACCGACAUCCUCCCAUCCUCGCCCGGAUUAGCCGCCCGAUUCAAUUCCUUGCUCAUCUACAAAUUCUCCCUCCUGAGCCUAUCGUUCUCUUCCAGUAUCUCCGGCGACCUUAAGUUCUCUGCUUGGCCGAUAGAAGAACGAAUUACGGAGGCGGUAGUAAUGAUCCAAAAGAAAGAGAAAGUUAAUUCCUUGAAAAAUGUUCAUGAAUUUAGGGGAAAAAACGAUGGAGAACCUUUGCUUCGAGAUGUGAACUUGGCGGUGGGAUGGGAUUACGGAGAUGUCGGUUAUGAUUGUGACGAGCUUCUGGAGCAUGGUGGUGGAUUUGUUCACAGAUGGAUGCCCAUUGACCUGCAAAAAUUUUCUCAAGCUGUGCAAAACGAUUUUACUGCACAGACAGGUGAUCCUACUGGGACAGGUUCUGGUGGUGAUUCUGUAUACAAUAUAAUGAAGUUUAGUUAUGUUGAUAUCCACCAUGUUGCUUGGCUACCUAACAGUUUGCACUUUCUAAUGCAUAUUUCUAUAUGGAAAGGCUCGCUUUUUCUCAGUGAUGAGAUUCAUUUGGAUGUAAAACAUUCAAAGAUGGGUUCUGUAGCCAUGGAUGUAAAACAUUCAAAGAUGGGUUCUGUAGCCAUGGCUAGUACUGGAGAGAAUGUGAAUGCUUCUCAGUUCUAUAUCACGCUGCAGGAUGGUCUUGAUUACCUGGAUGGAAAGCAUGCUGUGUGUAUUUGGGGGGUUGCUGAAGGGCUCGACACACUUACUAGAAUCAAUGAAGAGUAUGUGGAUGAAAAGAGCAGACAGUACAAAAACAUCAGGCAUUAUCUUGGUAGUUUUCACAUUGUGAUAUUCACUUUUGGAUGA
Molecule: messenger RNA, 3796 nt
Organism: Striga asiatica
Lineage: Eukaryota; Viridiplantae; Streptophyta; Magnoliopsida; Lamiales; Orobanchaceae
Source: the annotation of a GenBank genome assembly